This is a messenger RNA of Nelumbo nucifera (sacred lotus), 1277 nucleotides long. Its product is annotated as putative carboxylesterase 2. Gene Ontology annotation, molecular function: hydrolase activity. NCBI's taxonomy places the organism in Eukaryota, Viridiplantae, Streptophyta, Magnoliopsida, Proteales, Nelumbonaceae. The record is from RefSeq and is a predicted model, not a curated record.
GCCAUGUACAUAUAUGAAUAUGAUAGCGGCUUUUGUGGUCGUGAGUUGAAUGGGUUGAGCCUCAACUUGGAUUAGGUUUUGGAAAAGUUAAAAGCACGUGGCGAUUGUCUAAUGAGCUCAUCUGUCUUUCGAUCCACAUUAACCAUAAAACCUAACCAGUCCCUCACUGUUUGUGUGUCUCAAAACUGUCUAGUCUGCAUUAAUGGAUAUGAGCAAGGCUGAAGUAGACCACGAAUUCCUUCCCUUUCUUCGUGUUUACAAAGAUGGGCACGUCGAAAGGCUUCUAGGCACCGAUUCAGUCCCUGCUUCCCUGGAUUCCGAGACCGGUGUUUCUUCUAAAGAUGUUCUGAUCGUACCAGAUUCUGGCGUCUCCGCGCGCCUAUACCUACCGAAGCUCGCCGAUGCUAAUCAAAAGCUCCCCAUCCUCGUAUACUUCCAUGGAGGUGGUUUUAUCAUUGGGCAUCCUUCUACUCCCAUGUACCAUCACCAUCUCAAUUUACUAGUUGCGGAGGCCAACAUCGUUGCUGUGUCGGUGGCCUAUAGACUAGCGCCAGAGAACCCCAUCCCUGCUGCCUACGACGACUCAUGGGCUGCGCUUCAGUGGGUUGCUUCUCACUCUAAGGGGGAGGGUCCUGAGUCUUGGUUGACUGAGCAUGCCGACUUUGGCCGUGUCUUCUUGGCUGGGGAGAGCUCGGGGGCCAAUAUUGCCCAUCACAUGGCAAUGAGGGCCGGAGACCCCAAUUCUGGCGGCCUUGGUAUGGAAAUUCUUGGGAUUGCACUGGUCCAUCCUCACUUCUGGGGGGCGACACCGAUAGGGUCUGAGGCAAUGGCCCCUGUCAAGGCGUUGUUUGACCGUUUAUGGCCUUAUGUGUGCCCAUCACAGCCCGAUAACGAUGACCCACAGAUCAAUCCGUUGGCAGCCAAUGCUCCAAGUUUGUUGGGUCUUGGGUGCACAAGAGUUAUUGUGUUUGUUGCAGGGAAGGACGCUUUGAGAGAUAGAGGGUGGCUUUACUAUGAAUCGUUGGCCAGGAGCGGGUGGAUAGGAGUUGUGGAGUUUGCAGAGACAGAAGGAGAAGAGCAUGGGUUCCAUCUCUACAACCCAAAUACUGAGACAGCUAGGGAAUUGCUUAAACGCUUGGCUUUCUUCUUGAACAGGGAGAGGCCUCCUCUAGUCUAGACUCCAGUGUGAUUUGUAAACGCCUGGCUUUCUUCUUAAAAUAUAUCAUGUUGUUUGCACUUUGAUAAUCUAUGUUUGUAUUGAACUAUCUUUGGCUUAA